Paramecium tetraurelia is the source of this 1407-nucleotide messenger RNA. RefSeq lists its product as uncharacterized. Lineage: Eukaryota; Ciliophora; Oligohymenophorea; Peniculida; Parameciidae. The record is from RefSeq and is a predicted model, not a curated record. The transcript is spliced from 3 exons.
AUGAACUAAAAUAGACUUACAUAUGAUAUAUAAAGAAGAAAAGAGAGAAUGACAAAUUACUUUAUGGAAUAAUAGCAAUUUCAGGAUUUCACGAAACCUGAAAACCCAGUCAAAAUUUUAAAUCCAAAUAAGGCUCCUUAGCAAUUAGAAUCGCCUUUGGUCAAUUAAGUCAAAUUUUAUUUUUAAAGCCGAGUCAACAGAUUAGAAUUUACAUAAUUAUUCGAAGGAAGAGAAUCAUUCACAUAAAUGUUUGUGACUAUCCUCUCGACUACUCUCUUAAUUCUGGUUGUUGGGUUUGCCGCAUAUUAUUUAAAUUAUAUAGGCAAAACCUUUAUAUGCUUAGUAAUGCUCGUGAAUGGAUUUCAUGUGUUGGGAUUGCAUGUGUUUUAUUUUUCAAAAAACUCCGAUAAAGCCUUGGCAUACUUCUUCAUCGUCCUAAUACUGUAAUUCCUUCUCUGCAAUCAACUUUGGGGAGGAGGUUUACUCAACAACAUCUUCACCACAUGUUACGUCGUGUAUAAUGGAUACAAAUUUAUAAGACAAUUGCCAGUCUCCCCUCCCAGCUACGAUAAACUAUUACAUACAUCGACCCAAUUCUUUUUCUAUGCUUUGAUGGUUUCACUGAAACCAACCACGAUCAGUAAAAGAAUCAUCAAUUUCCUCUUCUUUUUGAUACCUGUGUACAUAUUCAUUUUUUUGAUUGACUUUUUUUAUUAGCAGUAAAGAAUUACAACAAGAAAAAUCCUUUUGGCUGGCCUUUUGGAUUUGAUACUAUAAUUCUCAGAGGGGAUGAUCAUAAUUUAUAAGAAAUACUAUGUUUUCAAUCUAUCCAGAAAAGCUGAUCAAUUGCCCCUCUUUAUCUAUCCAUUGUGUCUACAAAACAAUCAAUAACAAGAGAUCGCAUCAAUCAAUUAUGUUAAUUCCAUUAAUAAUGAUGAUAAAGUGUUCAAUCUAAAAAUGCUCUUCAGAUUAGAGGGAUGUCAACCUCCAACAAUCGCUGAUAUUAUGCAAUCCUAUUAUUACGAAAAAUUAAAAUAAUACGUCCAAGAAAUUCAGACCAACUUUUCAUAAAUUUCCAAGUUGUUGAAUGAGAAAAACAAAGUGAGAACACUCUUUGAAGACAUAACACUACCCUUUACAUUCAUCAAAUACUAUUACAUGACUUACAGAAUUAAAAGGUAAUAACGAUAACUUAUUAAAUUGUAUUACUUCAUUUUUAAAUCCUUUGAUUCAUUUUAGAAGGAAAGUCAAUACGAGGUUGAGUGUUUGAGAUUCAAUGUUCAAUUAAUAUCCACAAUUCAAUAGAACUAAUUUGAGGAACCUAAAAUUUUAAAUAUUUGCAAAAAAUUAGCCAAAAUUUCAGAAAGACAUAUGAAACAUGAGAUAUUUUAAUUAUUAUUAUCAUGA